Messenger RNA from Symbiodinium natans, 1248 nucleotides. NCBI's taxonomy places the organism in Eukaryota, Dinophyceae, Suessiales, Symbiodiniaceae. The record is from the annotation of a GenBank genome assembly.
AUGCUUCGACAGGUUUAUGCAUCUUUGGCCGCAUGCGGCGAGCUGGCAGCAGCAGCUGCAGCGCAGGCGGGUGCUGCGCAGGUAGCCAGUGAAGCCUAUGCGUUGGAUCAAAGCGGCACAGCCGGCAAGCACCUCGUGAAUUCUGCGCUGAAGACUUCCCAAGCCCUCACGGAGGCGGGCGUCCCUUGCACGGAGCUGGACGAACUGCUGGCAGUGCUGCGGCGCAAUGCGCACAGUCCAGAAUUACAGGUGAUGGCCUGCAAGGCUGUGCAUGGCCACCUCAAGACGAACGGCAACAGAAUUAGCCAAAGGGCUGCGACAGAUGUGUUGACUGCCGUUCUGGCUGGCAUAGAGGAGCAUGCGGCGCACUUGGAGCUGCAGUUGACAGCCUCAAGAUUGCUCGCAGAUGUAUUGGCAUCGGCGGCACCUGGCGCAGCCUACGAACCGCUGGCAGCCAAAGCUGCUGCUACAGUACUACAAGCAUGUAUCCGUUUUGCUCGGGGCGGCGACGUGUGUGAGAAGCUGCAACAGGCAUUCGUUCGCAUCAGCGCAGACUUGCCAGCGGAGGCUGCACAGGACAUUCUCAAGUCUCAUGGGCCCGACUCAGAGCCUUUGCAUUGGGUGAAAGCAGCCAGCAUGUCCCAGGGAAGCCCCUCUUUGCAGAAGAACAUCUUCCGGUGCGCAAGCAGGCUAUUGAAUCAAGGCUUUGGCCCAACGCUGGCAGAGAUGGGGGCUGCCGAGCUGGUCGUCGAGGCUAUGCGCCGUUACCCUUUGGAUGUCGGCCUCCAGAGAGCCGCGUGCGAGGUGCUGGCAGGAAUUGCAUGGUGCGACACUGACUGUGCUGUCCGUGCUGGAGGACUGGAAGCCACUAUGCAAGCCCUACGACUUCACCAACCGUAUGCAUGGGUCUGUAUGGCUGCUUUACAGUCACUGCUGGUUAUCUGCAUGAAGCACAAGCAGGAGCUCCCACACCUGGCCGAUUUGUGGGAUUUGACGAUGGGAGCCUUGCGUCAACAUCCCAAAAGCCAACGCGUAGUCCAAACUGCGAAUGACGUGCUGCAGGCCCUGUCCAGUUCUGAAAAGAAGCAGGAGCUCUACCUUCUGAACCAGUCUGGCAACAGCGUCACGCGAAGCCCACGAAAGUCCUGGCAUGGCGGCCUGUCACCUGCAUGCGCCAAGUGCCAACAAGGAGACGUCAUGCAGAGCAGGUUCAGGUUGAACAGCAAAAAGAUCGGAGGCGGAUUGUGA